Octopus bimaculoides (California two-spot octopus) is the source of this 1375-nucleotide messenger RNA. Its product is annotated as histone deacetylase 8. Gene Ontology annotation, biological process: heterochromatin formation. Lineage: Eukaryota; Metazoa; Mollusca; Cephalopoda; Octopoda; Octopodidae. The record is from RefSeq and is a predicted model, not a curated record. Gene Ontology annotation, molecular function: histone deacetylase activity.
AUGGAUGUGACUGAGAAGGCUGAAGACAGGCACCUUUCUCUUUGGUCAAGUCUUCAUAAACUUUUGAAAAGGAAAAAUGUGAGUGGAGAAAGUGAUACUGCCCCUCCUGUUAAAUCAUUUGCCCUGCAGAUUGUUUCUCCGAAGAAGGCAACAUUUGAUGAAAUGGCUGAAUUCCACUGUCGGAAUUACCUGCAGUUUCUGGAAUCUAUCAAUAAGUUCGAUGAUGAAGAGAAAUACAGUGAAGAAGCUGAACAAUUUGGACUAAGUUAUGAUUGUCCCACUGAGAAGGGCAUCUUCGACUACGUGAGCCACAUCGCUGGUAGUACCAUUGAAGCAGCCCGCUGUCUUGUGGAUAAAGAAAACCCUUGCCAAAUAGCAAUCAACUGGUUUGGAGGUUGGCAUCAUGCUCACAGGUUGUUACUAUUAUUAUUUUCCCCAGGUGUCGAAGAAGCUUUUGCAGUCACAUCAAAAGUGUUUACCGUGUCUUUCCAUAAACUGUUGCCUGGGUUCUUUCCUGGAACUGGCAGCAUAGACGACGUAGGUUUUGGUAAAGGAAUUCAUCACUGUGUCAAUGUUCCGUUGAUGGAUGGAAUAAAAGACGUAGAAUUUGUGGCCUUGUUUAAAAGGAUAAUGUCUGAAGUGAUAGAUGUUUUUGCACCAGAAGCAAUUGUCUGCCAAUGUGGAGCUGACGGAAUUGCUGGGGAUCCAAUGAACUCGUUUAACCUAACCCCACAGAGUUUGAUGAGCUGUGUACGUUAUUUCACCACACUUAAAGUUCCUUUGUUGCUUUUGGGCGGAGGAGGUUAUAAUUUUUGUAAUACAUCAAAGACCUGGACUUUGGUUACUGCUGCAGUAAUUGGCAAGAAGCUGUCUCCAAACAUACCAGAUCAUAAGUAUUACAUUACUUAUGGACCAAGUUAUGAACUGACUGUGGAUCCAGGAAACAGGAAAGACUUGAAUUCUUAUGAAAACAUCAGAAGCAUCUAUAAGAAAGUUCUUGGUUAGUAUUGAAGCUCAUUCAGUCGCUCUUUCACACACUCUCUCAUUCAUUCUUUGUGGCACCACCACCACCACCACCACCGCCACCACCAUCAUCAUCGUCAUCAUCAUCAUCAUCAUCGGUGUUGUAUCUUCUCUCGCUUCUUGUUACAUCUGUGUAUGGUCAAAAUAUUGUGCUUCUUAUUGAAUUGAGGUAUCUUUGUCUGUUUUCUGGAAAUCUUUCCUAUCUUUUUUGCGUUGGUAUUAUUUUGAGGUCUGGAGGUCAUGAUAGCAGUUUACCAAGCCUAAGAAUGCUUGUAACGAUUUGACAUUUGUUGGGGGGAGGCAUAUUCCGAUGACAGAACAUGAGAAAUACUGUAACAGCUGCUGUUCUGUG